Molecule: messenger RNA, 447 nt
Organism: Lentinula edodes (shiitake mushroom)
Lineage: Eukaryota; Fungi; Basidiomycota; Agaricomycetes; Agaricales; Omphalotaceae
Exons: 3
Coding region: 1-447 (148 amino acids)
Source: RefSeq, a predicted model, not a curated record
AUGCGAUUUAUCUUCUCCCUCUUGCCGUUUCUUGCUCUUGCCACCUCCGUCGUCCAUGCUCAGAACGCAUACAUCUAUACUCCUGCAGAUAUGACCGAGGUCCCUGCUGGCUCGAGCUUCAAUGUCACGAUCGCUCAAGGCGAUUCUAACAGCAGCUGGAAAAACAUAGCCAUUGUCAUCGCUUUACUGAAUUGUCAUGAAUAUAGCAGCACUUGCCUGGGCCCCGCUGAAGAACUAGGAACGAUAUUGUACAGUGGGCCGUUUAACCCUCAAUUCACGACUGAGCCUGGAACUGCGGAGCUACCACCUCACGAAAAUUUCACUCUCACCGUUCCGUCUGACUUUGAGACAGGACAAUCACAAUUGGGUGUUGCACUCUUUGAUUUAGUUGGGGCAUUGCUGUUUCCCUACCUUCAAACAUUUAAUACAACCAUUGUGGUUACUUGA